GGAACUGGUAUUUAAAGUGCGUUCCAUUGAUCAAACAGAUACACAACUAACGCUACUAGUCCGUUGUGAUGUUAACAAAUAUUUGUGAUUGGCCUUUAAAGUUGACAAACAGUUCUACGUUUGUAUGUUUAUUUUGUGAAAUUAAAAUUGACACGUGAUCAUUAUUGAUUAGCGUUUUGCUGAUGGUGAUUUAUAAGAUUGGGAAUCAGACACCAGCCCGCAGACUUCGCGAAUCACCCGAUGACAACGGAUGGAAAUUGUAGAGCGAUAUCAUGGAUGGUAUCGAGUAAAACAACGUAAUGGGAAAAAAACAGGCAAAGAAGAGUGUAGCUAAACGUCCCUUAUCUAUACCAGAAAAACGCACCCGACAGAGGAAUAGUUCAUGUCAGCAAAAAAUUAAUGAUGAUUCGCUACCAUCAGGCGAAGGAAGGAGAAACAUAGAACAUUUGUUCCCCCAACACACUAUAUGGAUUGUGUUUGUGUUGACAUUGUACACGAGGAUAAGUUAUGUUUCUAAAGUUGACAAUUGGUGGGUACUUCAUCCGGACGAGAUAUUCCAGUCGGUGGAAGUUGCCCAUUCCGAAUUUUAUGGAUACGGAUUCAGGCCAUACGAGUACAUGCCGCCGCUAGAGGGCGCCAACUCAACUUCCGUCGGACGAUUGCAGGAGAAUCUGUUGGGAAUGUACAGCCUGCGCUCCUUCUUGUACCCGAAACUGCUGGUGAUAGCACUCCACGUAGCUACUGUUUUUGGGUACACUGGCUCGCCAAUGCUUUUCUGGAAGAUAUUCCAUACCUCUGUGACGUCAUGUUUGCCUUUGGCUGUUUACACCUUCACCAAGAUUCUGUAUAAAUCACGUGAUGUUGCGGUAUUAGCGUCCGUCCUUUCAUCAACAUCUGUCUUCACGUAUGUGCUGGGAACGCACACUCUACUCAAUAGCUUUAUUUCACCGUUCCUAUUCUGGGCACUGGUGCCGUUAUUUAGAUUAUUGGUAGACAAACCAGAAAUGCAUAACUUAAUCACUACGCCGGAAGCGGAAGUCAAUGUUAACAUCUCUGAUAAGUCAAGAAACAUCACAAUUAAGUCAGAAGACAACUUGUCAGCUAGAGAAAAGAGUUCAGAACGACAGGAAAUGGUAGUGGCAAAUCAGAAUCGGACGGGAAUGAAAAAUUACGAACACAGUAAUAAGGAACCGGAAACAAUGGGCACGAUGAAAACGGAUCAUGUAAAUGUAGUGCUUCUGAAAAACGGUAAUGGCGAGUUUGGAAAAUCAAAAACUGUUAACUGUCUCGGAAAUAGUGACAUACCAAAUACAGAGAUUACAAACACGCUGUAUACAUCAAUUCACCUAACCGAAAACCAACUGACCAAUAUACACAAGGGCAUCAUUUACGAAAUUAUACAUCAUUGUACGAAACCAAGUCGGGUAACUGCACCACAUUUAAAAUUCGAGCGCAACACGUUAAAGAGUAGAGACCGGAAACACGUGACCAACUUUGGUGACACCCCGACAGAUUACGACCAAUUAGGCGUAAUAGAUGACCAUAUCGACACGGAUUUCAACCAUAAUUCCCAAGAUCUACACAAACCAGACCGUCAAACACUAGAACAAAGAAACCUAACCAAUAGAAAACAAGGAACUUACGAGAAUUUCCCAGAACGCGUAAAAACUGAUCACAUGACACCGAAUAAUAAUGGAAGUCUGCAUCCGAAUAAUGAUAUACUAGACGUCAUCCCAAACAAUGUUUAUAGCACCACUAAAACUGUUUGUAGAGGGAAUGAAGACCAAUCUACGUCAAAAGAACAGACUGAACCUACACCUUCUUCAUUAGCGUCUGACACCGUGACCGGAAGUCGAAAACGGUCAUCACGUGAAAAAACAGAAAAACAAAUAAAGAAAGAAGCAGUGAAGACUAUGCCUACAGAGAGUCUUGAUUGUGAUAAAUGUCCGUUCGGAACCUCUCUACGGAUGCAACAUUUUACUUGUUUAUUCUCGGGCUUUAUCUUAGCAUUGUGCCUAUAUGUCAGAGCCGAUCUUUUCAUAUUUGUAGCAUUUGCCAUUUUGCCAUAUUUGAAAUGUGUGUGCAACUGUAAAUUACUGAUGUCACAUCCGUUUUUGUUAUAUUGUUUAGGGAUAUUGAUAGGAUUUUCUGUUGGUAUUUUUGAUGAUUACAAUAGUUACGGUACAUUGGUUAUCUCCCCUUGGCAGUGGUUUAGUUUCAAUGUACUGAGAGAUAAAUCCGCGAUUUUCUUCGGUAAAAAGCAUUGGAGUUUUUACUUGUGGGAGCUUUUUGUCCAUGAUGAAGUCAUGUUUGUGUGCUUGGUUGUCAGCGCAUUGACAUUUAUGGCAGUGAAGUGUAACCAAAUUAGUUACCAUGAACAAUACAUGUCAGCUAAUGUCAAGUUAUUUAUGACAUUGUUGGCAGUUUUUAUCACUCAUUCAUUAAAUAGUCACAAGGAGGUAAGAUUUGUACAUGAUUUUAUUGUUUUAUUGUUGAUAUUUUACUCUAGUUUUAUUAUAGUCCUAAUCAAAACAUGUAAAGGAUAUCUAGGUCGUGAUAAAGGUAGUCUGUUAUCUCACAGUAUUGUGUUGGCUAUUGUAGCCUACUUGUACUCUAGUCAGUGGCGAUAUUUCCCAAGUCCAGCUUCUGGGUGGGCAUUCCGGGACAUCAAAAACACCAACCAUGUUAACAAGUGUUUAGACUUUUUACGUCAACAAAAUGACGCCACUGGUGUAUUCUUGGAUACGUCAGUGCACACAACAGGCGGUUUUUCCACGCUCCACAAAAACGUACCACUAAUUGCCUUAAUCCACAACGAGUUUUACGAGUUUGAUGUGGACUCCAAACUCUCGCACAAGUCAACGUUACCAUACUUUAGUCAGGCGGAUAAUUUAUCAUUGACUCUCCUCACACAGAUCAGUGACUUUGUGUCCGUUUAUAACACCCCCUAUCUGCUGAAGAUCCUCAUCAAUAAACCUGUGUAUAACUAUCUAGUCAUGUCGACCGACCGACCAUUUGUCGAUGUUGGGUUCCAGGAGGUAUAUCGUACGGGGGACAUGAGAAUUUUGAAACGUUCGUUAGCUUCUGAUAACGAAGCUAAACUGAAGUCGAUAGCACGCAACAUACCACUUGGCCCGAGCUGUAAGAUACUAGAUUAUGAGGCUAACUGGUUGUUAACUUUUGGUCUGUACGAUAAAGCUGUAAGUAAAUUGUCCUAUUCCCUCUACCUUGACAAAACCAACCUACAAUCUUACCAACUGUUGAGGGAGGUGCGACGUCGUCAGGGUGAUGUCACUGGUGCACGUGAUGUAUACAAAAUGUGUGGUCAGUACCAUGGACACCAGUCGUGUACCGCGCGACCUGGUAGAAUCAUCCUUCACCAAGAGUAUCGGCUUGACGUAAAUAUUUAACCACAAGAAAUUUGGAGUUGUACGUAAAUUGGCGCUAACACACAUUAGUCAAUUUAAACUGAUAAAUGGCAAAGUUUUAAAAUAUGUUCAACUGUACUGUUUAGUUGUAAAUGUUGAAAAUCUACAUCAAAUCGUUUUACGAAUUUUUUUUAAACGCGUGCUUUCCUUUAUUUUCUUUAUUAAAUGUGUGUUUCUUGUUUAUGAAAUAUAAUUUAAGUAUUUUGAUGUAUGAUGGAGAUUAGUGUUAUAUUCACCUCAUCCCCAUGUCACGUGUCAGUUGUAUUCCACUUCAUAUCAGUACUAAUUUUUAUCGUAUUAAUUGCCGUAUUCAGGCAUAUAUUUUUGACAAUACAAAUACAUAUAGACAUGCAUUACUGCUUAUUCUGUCAUCAAAUAACUCUCUGUAGUCCAUUUACAGGUUUGUCGUUUAUAUGAAUUUCAAACGGGUUCAAUAAUAAAAUACUCUUAUCUGAUAGCUUUAACAUUCAUAUAGUUUGUAAUAGGAAAUAUUCUCCACACUAAACUUGUAGUAUUGAUGGAGAAGCCAUACCUUGUUUACAGUCAGUGGUCUGUGUUACACCGAGACACACUUCCCGUCUGGUACUUUGUGUUCUUCAAUGGAUCAAACGUUUUGGUCAUCAGAAAUUUUGA
Molecule: messenger RNA, 4061 nt
Organism: Ylistrum balloti
Lineage: Eukaryota; Metazoa; Mollusca; Bivalvia; Pectinida; Pectinidae
Exons: 3
Coding region: 300-3410 (1036 amino acids)
Biological process (GO): GPI anchor biosynthetic process
Cellular component (GO): endoplasmic reticulum membrane
Molecular function (GO): alpha-1,2-mannosyltransferase activity
Source: RefSeq, a predicted model, not a curated record